AUGAACUCAAAUGUCAUUUUAACGGCAAUAGCAAACGGAGGAACAGAUGCACACAUUUUGAAGAAACAAAGGAUACUCAGCGAGAAUAAAGCCAUCAAGAAAGUAUCUAAGGACUCCAAAUCAAGAUUAAGUAACGAACAGGUGGCAGAAAUCUCAAUACGUAAACAAUUUGAAAGAAAUUUGAUUAAAAAAGGUGAAAAAUUACAUGGGGUGAAUGCUGAGACAAACUGGAAUAUAAUCAGAUAUCAAACCAAAUUAAUCCCUGAUUUGAACUAUGCCAUAAAGAAAAAAGAAUACGUGCUUUCCAAAGUAAUAAGUGAUAUCAGAAAAUUAGAUGACGAUAUUCUUAGAUAUGAGGAGCAAAUCGAGAAGCAUAGUGACAAAUGUAUCCUAGAUUAUAAAAGGCUAAAUGCUGCCUUUGACGACGAGAUUAAAAAAUCUGAAGAUCAGUUCAAGGAACUUAUCGCUGACCUAAGAUUGCAAAAGAAUAAAGAAAUUGAUGAACUCGAAAAAUUAGAGCCAAGAGAACAGCUGAUAAGGGAAAUCGAUGUUCUCAAAUCCAAUAUGUUGAAACUUGAAACAAAAUCCAUUAAAUUAGAAAAUUCGAACAAUAAAAAGUGCAGCGAGGAAGAGUGGUCACUAUUAUCUUCUUUGGAGGGGUUUCAGCAAAGGAAGAAUAAGAUACUAGAUGGAAAAAGAAAGAUCAACGAGAAAUUAAAGAAAGAGAGAAUGAAAUUAGCAAGAAGAAUGGAAAUCAGAGAAAAAGAUCUUUCCCAGUUGACGUCCAACAUCGGUUCUCUCGAAGAAACUGUCAGAGGGUUACAAGAGCAAAUUAACAUGUUGGAUGAAUUGAGUGCACCAAAAAGAAAAAAAUUAUUAGAAUAUGAAGAUGUUCUUGCCGUUGAACAAAAAGAAAAGAGCUCACUGUUGGAAUCAGCCUAUAACUAUGAACAAUCUAUAACAAUAAGCCAGGAGAAACUGAAGUACGAAAGAUUACAGAGAAAAAGGCUCGAAUGUUCCAUUGACGAUUUUGAGGGACCUGUAAGAACAUUUUUCUAUUUUGAACCUUCCCUAGCUGGCUACAAUGUGCGUGCUGACUUUGGGGACUAUACCAUCACUACGAAAGGAAACGAAACAUAUGCACUCUCAAGAAUUUUGACGAGCGAAACGGACACUAUAGAGGAUAUAUUGUCACAAGAUUACAAACUAUUCCACGAUAAAUGUCUUCAAACCCAUGAGGAUUUUUCUUUCAUAACAAUAUCUACACAACCCUGGGUAGAAUUGCGCAAAAAGUUUCUAAACUUCAUAAGCAUUACAUAUGGUGAAAUAUUCGAGAUCGAAACCAUACAGCACUCAGUUGAACUAUCAAAUAGGCCUGAUGAUAAUCCUUUUAUUGAUUCGGAAAACAGUGCAUCAAUUUCUAGUAAUGAACUUAGAAACGUAGGCAUUAAAAAAAUAGAUGAAUCCUCUGAAACUCCUCUAUCUGGGUUAGAUAUUUUUGAAAUUAACUUUCGAAGUGGUGACGAUAAUAAUAUUGUCAAAGAAUAUUUCUUUCAAGUCCAAGAUACUGCAACGAUAGAGGGAUUACAAAAACUGGUAAGUGAAAGGAAACCUUCAAAACAGUCAGAAUACGUAACUUUUAUCAACAAACUGUUGAAAAGCACUAAAUCACUUUUUAUAUUUAAUGUUGAGCAUUCUAACCUUCAAAUGAUGCUACAGCUUUCCAAAUCUCUUCGGGAAAAUAAUCAUUGA
Kazachstania africana CBS 2517 is the source of this 1752-nucleotide messenger RNA. It is a transcript of the gene VIK1, whose product is annotated as Vik1p. Bases 1 to 1752 code for a protein of 583 amino acids. The record is from RefSeq and is a predicted model, not a curated record. Lineage: Eukaryota; Fungi; Ascomycota; Saccharomycetes; Saccharomycetales; Saccharomycetaceae. The transcript has a single exon. Gene Ontology annotation, molecular function: microtubule binding.